This is a messenger RNA of Onthophagus taurus, 4668 nucleotides long. Its product is annotated as protein Tob1. The record is from RefSeq and is a predicted model, not a curated record. Gene Ontology annotation, biological process: regulation of gene expression. Gene Ontology annotation, molecular function: transcription corepressor activity. Gene Ontology annotation, cellular component: cytoplasm; nucleus. NCBI's taxonomy places the organism in Eukaryota, Metazoa, Arthropoda, Insecta, Coleoptera, Scarabaeidae.
CGAAGGAAAAUUAGUUAAAACACACGAUACAUACCCUUAACACCAAAGAAUUACACACUUCGAUUGGGAAUUAAUUGUAGAUGAAGUAUGAAUCACAACACACACCCACCUUUAGCACGAAAUAACUUUAAAGGUACCAUUUACACUAAGCAAUUUUUGGAAACGUCAAUUUUACUAACCUAAAAUAAAUCGAAUUUACUCGCUUUUAUUUAAAUUAAAAAAAUAACUUGAUUGAUUGUUUUUAUUUAAAAAUUAAAUACACGAGGGGUAAUCCAAAAAAAAUCAAUGCUGAACUCGCAAAUGAACGAAAAUAAUUCCAUUUGUCCUUUCGUUUGGGCGGUGUAAAACCAACUUUUAGUAGCGACAUCUAACAUCCGAACGUACAAGGUUUUAUAUACCAGAAAAACAACUCCAAUUUAGUUUACUACUUCUAAAUUACUACAUUAAAACAGCCGGGGGUAAUGUUACAGCUGCAUGUCCUGAUAAAGUCGUUGAUUUGGGUGACAACUAAGAGAUGGCGGAAUCAAAUUUUGUAUCACCAAGUCAAAGUAAAAAAAUAAGAAAAUUUUGAACGUCAUCUAGAUCCAAAUCUAACCAAUCUUGUGAGCUGACCAACAUCAAGAAGAAACGUUGAAUCCUCGGUAACAUUAAUUCCCGAACUUCAGGUUUGUAAUUUAAUUGGUGACGUUGAUUUUCACACGUGCAUGCCGUUACACAAGAGGGAAACCACUUCGUAACAUUAAAACGGGCGAAGAGAUCCUCUCGUCGACCAUAAGUUAGGUUCUAAAAUAGGAAUUCGAGAUUUGCGGAGUCAUGUGCAGUCACGUGCCGUUCUCUACGGUAUUACACGUGUCCAUGCACUUCACCUUCACCCCCUCGUAAUUUCAGAUUAUUGUUAAUUUAGAUUGAGUUGUUGACACUCAAAGUCGAAGUUUUUCAGGAAGAGAAUUUGAAAUGACAACCUUGGACGGUUGGAGAAUCCCGGGUGUUCGCUGCUAUAUCGAUUACCACCACCGCAACUGCUGGCGAACUCUGACAUUUUAGAGAGAACCGGCAGAGCCCCCGUUCUGACGUCAGGGGCGCAGCUUGCGUCCUCCCCACCCUCUGUCGUCUCGAUACCCUCGGUGCAACCUGCACGUGGCCAAAAUCCAGAUUCCUAAAUGUGCGUUUGAAGAUGAGACAUCGUUUGUAUCUAAGAAUAGCUUUGCGACGGUUCGUUCGUCCUUUUUAAAACGUUAGAAAAUAAAUGGAUGACGUCGAGAACGACAACGACAAGACAUUUCGUCGACAGCAACGGCGUCGAGCGGUGUCCACGACCCCAUAUACACAUAAAACGGAGCUCCAUCGCCACCGUAAUUAUUUCAAAAAUUUCAUCUCUACAAACCUACGUUAUCAUAACAGAAUCAUCAAAACCAUCACCAAGACAUCACAACAAAAAAAUAGUAAAAUAAUUAAAUGCGCUACUAGAAACCGAAAAGAAUAAAAAAUGCAUAUAGAAGUUCAAGUUGCGCUAAACUUCGUUAUUUCGUACCUGUAUAAUAAAUUGCCCCGUAGAAGAGUAAAUAUUUUCGGGGAGGAAUUAGAAAAGGCUUUAAAAGACAAAUUUCAAGGACAUUGGUAUCCAGAUAAACCGUUUAAAGGGUCGGCAUUUCGAUGUUUAAAAACUGGCGAUCCAAUCGAUAAAGUACUCGAAAGGGCCGCAAGAGAAAGCGGCGUCCCAAUUCAAGAUAUCUUGGAAAAUUUACCCCAAGAAUUAGCCGUUUGGGUUGAUCCAGGCGAAGUUAGUUAUCGAAUCGGCGAAAAAGGAGCCGUUAAAGUACUUUUUAGCGACAAAUCUGAUCCUCAAGAUGAAAAUAACGCAGAUCGCGAAGUAACGAAAACAUUUAAUCCGGAGGCCCAAUGUUUCAGACCGAUCGAAUCGGUUGGUUGUAGUUUGAGUAAUCUCAGUUUGUCGCCGAAAUCCUCGAUUGCGGCUCCGUUUAUUGCCACGGCCCAACAACCACCGAAUGCUGCCGCUAUCGUUGUUGGUGGCCAUCAAUUGCCCACGAACGCAAUAGUUACUGCUCACCAAGGUGGCGUUAAUCAGAAUCUACCACCGAACGUGAUCAAUAACGGUCAUCUUCAAUCGCCAUCUGGGGCACCUUCGCCAACUACAAUGAGUUCGUAUAAAAGUUCACCAUCACCAGUUCCAUCUUUUAUACCAAGAACUACAACUCCACUUACAUUUACUACAGCUACUUUUGCUCAAACGAAAUUUGGUAGUACUAAAUUGAAAACAAGUAGCAAAAGGGCAAAUAGAAUGUCACCAACGGAGUUCUCGAACUAUAUAAAACAGCGCGCUAUGCAACAACAACUUCAUCAGCAACCGCCACCGCCGCAACAUCAUUCACCUGGUGGCGGUCGAGCAUUGAGCCCCGAUCCAACCGCGGCCGCUUACUACUUCGGACCCGCAGGUCCCUACGGGGGCGGGCCCCAAUUUGCCGCACAUCACCGUUCCAUGUUCGAGUCUUCCAGCCAACAGUUCCUCAGCCCCGAUUUGUACUCUGCUGGCGGCAAAUUGCCCGGUGGUUUUGAACACGCUGUGCAACCAACGCCGAUGGGCCCUUAUUACCCCGCUAAUAACGCGACGACGGCACCUGUUACCGCCGCGACAACUUCAGCUGCUCAACCCGGCUCCUCCGCCCAAGACAACAACAAUAAAUUGUUGGAUAAUUGGACGACGUAUCCCGCCGCGGGACAGUAUCAACAUCUUUUGGUCGCCAAUUAAACAAGAUGAUUUAAAAAAAAAUGAAAAAGGAGGAAGAAUUAAGAUGAAAUCAUUGGGUUGAUAAUUAUUUUAUUCGUUUAAAUACUUUUUGGUCGAUGUAUACAAAUCUUUCACAAUCUUUUUUUACAAUUUUGAUUUAAGCGGGGGUUUUCGAGGUUCAGGGCAGCUUAAAGAUUUAAUCCCCUUUUUUUAUUUAACGAAUAACCAAAUCAAUCACAACGUACCGAAUGAAAAAGAAUUUAUUAAUUUUUUUAAAUAUCGGUUAGCGCCAUCUAGCGAAUUUUCAUUUAGUUAAAAAUUGACGCAUUUUUAUUCGGUAAGUUGUGACGUUAAUUUUGAGGUUAUGAUUUUGAUAGGUUUGUUGACAACUAAAAGUGAGGUUAAGAUUUAAAAAAAACCUUAAAAUUUAUUGGAAAAUAAAUAUGUAAAUAAGGUAGAUAAAGUUGAUUACUUGAUUAUUAAUUAAUUUUAAGUUAAUCUCUUAAUUUUUUUAUACGAAAAGAAUUUUUAAUGUAAAAGGGGCAUUGACAUGUGAUAUACAGUGGCGGACAAAAGUCCACAUACAGCAUUGAAUUAUGAGGUAUUUGUACAACGUAAUAAGAUAACAAAAAAUUAGUAUUACAGUGUGAUUACAUAAAAAAAGGACAAAACACAAAAUUUAUUGUCUCUUCUGCUGUUAUUUCAAUCCAAGAUUCGACUAACCCAGAUUUCGGUGUUUUCGCAUCUAUGAUUUUCCAUCUUACGUUUUAAAAACUCCCAAACAUGCUCGAUUAAAUUAAAAUCAUGACUGUGAGGAGGUGUAUUCAACCGCAUAGGUGCAUAAUAUAGCAAUUAAUGUUUGAUAAAGUGUGCUUGGGGUCAUUGUGUUGCAAUAUUCUUUUCCGAAAUCAGCGGUUUUCUUCGGGACUGAAAAAUCCAUCAUCGCGUAGAACUCUUUGUACGGUUUUUGGAAGUACGGACUUAUUAGAUACAGUCGCGAUGUGGUCAGCUAAUUUCGGUGCGCUAACUCUAGGGUUUUUGCUCACUUCUUUUAAUAUGGAGCUAAUAUCUCUUCUAGAGAGAUUUUUUGGCCGAACUUUGCUAGCGAAUGAAUCAGUCGUAUUGUAAACUUUUGAGUAAACUUUUGCAGCCAAUUAGAAACACAAACUAAAUACCAAUAACUAAAUCCCUGCUGAAUUAAGAAAAGCGAAAUGCAAUACCAGCUACUUUAUGCCACUCCUUUUUGAUUUCUUUAACUCAAGUGCAUUGUAUGUAGACUGUGAAAUUUUUAUUAUGUAGCUAUUGAGCGAUUUUUUUUUUGUGAAUCUUUAAUCACACUGUAAUACUAAUUUUCUAUUAUCUUAUUAUGUUUUACGAAAACCUCAUAAUUCAAUGCUGUAUGUAGACUUUUGUCCAUCAGUGUAAUUGAUUACUUCUUAUAAAAUAACUGGCUCUUUGUGAUAGAUUUGUAUGUACGUUCAAUAGAGUUAAUUAAUUACUUGAAGAGGAAGCUUAAAAAUUAAAGGUUUUUUUAGAUGGAAAAUUGAAAAGUAGGUUUUUUUAUAAAAAUCGUAGCGUAUUAGACUAGAUGUUUAUUAUUUUAUAAUGAAAUAUUAAAAAAAAAACGGUGUUAACAGUAUUCUGGUAGAGUAUAGAGUGUUUUUCUAAAUUUUUUAUAUUAUAUGUAUUUUUUAUUUUUGUAUGAAAAGCUCAAUCCUAUCAUCUAGUCCCAUUUUCAUAAUAUAUGGUUAACGAUAUAAAUAUAAAUUUAAAUUAAACAAAAAAAGAACUUUGUAAAACUGUAAAAGUGUUGGCAUAUCAUAUCUAAUCGGGUUCAACAUAAUAACUGUAAAAAAAUUAUGUGUAUAAACGUGGAGAAAAACUAAAAACACACCUUACAGAAUAUAACACACAGCAGCGUG